AUGUUCCUCGCCGCCAAUCCAAAGACCUUAGACUUCAUCCAUCUGUUCACAUCAUGCGUCCACCAAGAGAUGAACCCGGUGACCGAGGCUGGUUUGGACCGCUUCCUGCGUCGCUGCACUCAGCUGCAGCACCUCUCGCUCUACUGCCUGCAUCGCUACUGCAAGCUGCCGGAUUCCCUCUCGCUCCUCACCAACCUACGCACCCUCGCUCUCACUGAGCCCUCACCUCUCGAGGCUCCAGGAUUCACGAGAUUGACUUCUCUUACCGCGCUCUCCGUCGACAUGAUUCCACAGCCGGAAGGUCUGAAUUUCGCGAGCCUCACGCAUCUCCCGGCGUUCACCACCCUCGCAUUGUUCAACUACGCAUGGCUGAAAUUACAAGUCGCCGGCUCUCAACCAUUUUCAUUCGCCCAGCUGCCCUGGCUGAAAGCGGGAGUGGAGUUCGACGCGUUCAGUCCGCGAUUCGAGUCGAUGUUUCCGCCGGGAGUCUCCUUCAGCCGUCUCGAGCGGCUGCUUCUUAAAGGUAGCAGUGUCAGCGAGGUGGCACGUCUUCCUGAUGACAUUGGACAGCGGUUGCCACGCCUUCGGCAUCUGAGCUUGUGGGGAUGGAAUAAUGUUCCCGAGCUGCCCGACGAGUUCGCUUCCCUAAGCUGCCUGCGUGACCUGACGAUUUUCUCAUGCGACAUUGUCAGCCUGCCCGAAAACUUUGGAGAGCUGCUUGCUUUGAAAGUGCUGACGCUGAACAGCCUGCCGAUUACGAGCCUCCCAGAUUCGUUCUACCUGCUGACGUCUCUGGAAACCCUCUCCCUGUCUUACUGCAACGAAAUCUUCGAGCUGCCUGCAAGGUUUGGCUUCCUCACCGCACUCAACUCCCUCUUCAUCCUCAACUCGCCGAACCUGAAGCUUCCAGACGACAUCAGCUCUCUCACCAACCUCCACACAUUCCGUCUGAGAGAAAAUUCCCCCCAGCAGCUGCUUCCAUCGUCGUUCACGCAGCUGUCCUCCCUGACAAGGCUCGAGCUCACCCAGUGUGUGCUAGAAGAGCUUCCAGAAGACUUGGGGAAGCUGAGGAAUCUUCGGGAGUUGACCAUCCAGUCGUGCUCCAAGAUUCAGAAGCUUCCAGAUUCUCUUUCUGAUCUUGUCAACCUAAGUGCUCUGAAAGCUAUGGACUGCGACAGCCUUACUUCUAUUCCCUCCAGCUUGAGCAACCUUAGAAGGCUGAAAAUCUUAGCACUAGCCAAGGUCCCCCAGCUUGAACAAGUAUGCACAUCCCUGCCUUCUUCCCUCGAGAUACUCUCCAUAGGAAGCUUCCAGCGCCUCACCCCUCUGCUGGAGCUUCCUUCUCUGCCCAGGCUGAGAAAAUUAACCCUAACUAGCGUUGGGCUCAUGCGGGGACUGGCUGAAAGCAUGACCCUCCCUUCUCUGGAGCACUUAGAGCUGACGCUGGCUGGAGAAGCAGAGGACCUUCCACUGCCUCUGGAACUUCUCUCAAACCUCCGCAGCUUGACAAUCCACAGCACUGGUUGCAUGGAGAGGCUUCCAGAAGGGUUUGGUUUGGCAUUGCGGCAGCUGAGGCGCUUGCCUUUCUUCCGCACGGCAUCGGGGCGUUAUCUCGACUGCGCCAGCUGA
Molecule: messenger RNA, 1629 nt
Organism: Closterium sp. Yama58-4
Lineage: Eukaryota; Viridiplantae; Streptophyta; Zygnematophyceae; Desmidiales; Closteriaceae
Source: the annotation of a GenBank genome assembly